Chroicocephalus ridibundus (black-headed gull) is the source of this 6121-nucleotide messenger RNA. It is a transcript of the gene ZNF207, whose product is annotated as zinc finger protein 207. Gene Ontology annotation, molecular function: microtubule binding. Gene Ontology annotation, cellular component: nucleus; kinetochore; spindle matrix. Bases 164 to 1609 code for a protein of 481 amino acids. NCBI's taxonomy places the organism in Eukaryota, Metazoa, Chordata, Aves, Charadriiformes, Laridae. The record is from RefSeq and is a predicted model, not a curated record. Gene Ontology annotation, biological process: mitotic spindle assembly; mitotic spindle assembly checkpoint signaling; attachment of spindle microtubules to kinetochore. The transcript is spliced from 11 exons.
CGGUGCACGCUGGGAGCGCGGAGGCGGCGGCGCCAGGAGGGACCGUGGCGGCCAUUUUGUGUCUGCCUCGCUCAGCUCAGUGGAGAGGUUGUUGUGGGCGUUGCGGCUCAGGAGGGAAGAGCUUGGCCGUUUCCUUUCCGUGUAGGUCGGGGGCGCCGCCACCAUGGGCCGUAAGAAGAAGAAGCAGCUGAAGCCUUGGUGCUGGUACUGUAACAGGGAUUUUGAUGAUGAAAAAAUCCUUAUACAGCAUCAAAAAGCAAAGCACUUUAAAUGCCAUAUAUGUCAUAAGAAACUGUAUACAGGACCUGGUUUAGCUAUACAUUGCAUGCAGGUACAUAAAGAAACAAUAGAUGCUGUUCCAAAUGCUAUUCCUGGAAGAACAGACAUUGAACUGGAAAUCUAUGGCAUGGAGGGCAUUCCAGAAAAAGAUAUGGAGGAACGAAGGAGGUUACUUGAACAAAAAACUCAGGCAGAGAGCCAGAAAAAGAAGCAACAGGAUGAUUCUGAUGAGUAUGAAGAUGAUGAAUCUGCAGCUUCAACUUCAUUUCAACCCCAGCAAGUUCAGCCGCAGCAGGGGUACAUUCCCCCGAUGGCGCAACCAGGUUUGCCUCCUGUGCCAGGUGCACCAGGGAUGCCUCCAGGUAUACCACCAUUAAUGGCAGGUGUUCCACCUAUGAUGCCUGGAAUGCCUCCAGUUAUGCCUGGAAUGCCACCUGGGAUGAUGCCGAUGGGUGGAAUGAUGCCUCCUGGGCCAGGAAUACCACCUCUUAUGCCUGGUAUGCCACCAGGUAUGCCACCGCCUGUUGGUCCUCGUCCUGGGAUGCCUCCAAUGACACAAGCACAGCCUGUUACAGCGCCGGGCAUUCUUAACAGGCCUCCAGCUCCGGCUGCAUCGGCACCUACCCCCCAGCCUCCAGUUACUAAACCACUCUUCCCAAGUGCAGGGCAGAUGGGGACACCUGUCACAAGCUCAAGUGCAGCUUCCUCCAAUUCAGAAAGUCUGUCAGCAUCUUCUAACGCUCUGUUUCCUAGCACAGCACAAGCUGCAGCAGCUGUUCCAGGUCCAGUUGGUACUGAUUUUAAACCUUUGAAUUCUACACCUGCAACAACAACAGAACCUCCAAAACCUACAUUCCCUGCUUACACGCAGUCUACAGCCUCAACCACUAGCACAACAAACAGUACUGCAGCUAAACCAGCUACAUCUAUAACAAGUAAGCCAGCUACACUCACAACAACCAGUGCAACCAGUAAGUUGAUCCAUCCAGAUGAGGAUAUAUCACUGGAAGAGAGAAGGGCACAGUUGCCUAAAUAUCAGCGUAAUCUUCCUCGACCAGGACAGGCUUCCUUGGGUAAUCCACCAGUUGGACCAAUUGGAGGUAUGAUGCCACCACAGCCAGGAAUUCCUCCACAACAACAAGGAAUGAGACCUCCCAUGCCACCUCAUGGUCAGUAUGGUGCUCAUCACCAAGGCAUGCCAGGAUAUCUUCCUGGAGCGAUGCCGCCAUACGGUCAGGGACCUCCAAUGGUGCCCCCUUACCAAAGUGGACCUCCUCGACCUCCAAUGGGAAUGAGACCUCCUGUAAUGUCGCAAGGUGGCCGCUACUGAUGCUACUACACACGCUCUAAUAGGUUUGGAGAUUAAACCUUUUCUCAUCUUGUGCUGUUAAUAUAGCCGAGCUUCCGUCAAUUAAGGCUUCAUUGUGACUUUAAAAAAAAAAAGUAUCUUCCCACAUGCAAGGAGCUAUUGGACAUUCUUAUUUUACAUGGGAAAAAUUAUUUGGAAUAAUAACAGGAACUUUUCCUGAUGUUGCAAUUUAUACUGUAUGGCUUCUUUUUCAUGUUUCAUCUAGGUUUUUAGAAGUGAAGUAUAGUAAAUAUGGUUCGUUAAAUUGUGAAGGCGCUGGAAUUACAUGAACAUACCACCUUAAAGGCAAGUUCUGUAACAUUAUGUUGCUAUUUGUGAAAUGAUGCCUUCACAGCACUUCAAGUGCUGUUGGACUUCAUGUCCCCAACAUAGUUUGGUGAGGGCUGUAACUGUUCCCAACUACUUGUACAUUAAAGUCUGAACUUGUAACAAUAUUUAAUGUAUUUAGAGUUCCUCCUGUUUCAGGGUUUAAGUAAACUGACCCACUAAGGUCGUGUGACUUUUCUGUACUGUUAUAAACCUCAUUGUAAUAAAAGAAGAGAAAAAUUUAUAUGCCUUUUUAUUCAUGACCAGCUGUGGACAACUGCCUGAAAGGUUUGUACAGAUGCAUGCCAUGGUAGCUGUUGGUGUAAUGAGCACAAUUAUUGGUGCUGUUGUGAUAAAAUCUGAAUUCCUUGUUCUAAAAUUAAGUCACUCCUUAGCUGCACAUCUGAGUAGACAAAGACCUGUACACUUAUUAACUGACUCCUCAAAAAUGAGGCUGCAGGAGGCACAUCUUAACUCUUGGUUGUAACUUCUCUUAAUGCAUAUGUUUCUUUAUUUGUGCUUUCUUGUCCUCAAGAAAUUUUAAAUUAUUUCUAGUCCUGGCACUUACUUGUAGGGUGUAAAAGUGAUUGCUCUAAGAUGCAUCCUGGUGCCAGAUGUAUCCUGUUAGUUCGUUCUUUGACUGACUCUCUUUAAUUUGCAAAUGCGUAUGAAUUUCAGGAGCCUUUUAGAUGAAGAUUUCUAGAAGCUUAGGUGCAUGUCACAUGGUGAGUGACUUCCAGUUGAUGCUGUAUUGAAGUUGACCUGCAAAAGAGAAAAAGUAGCUUGACUUUCUUCUCAGUGUAUAAAAGAGACAAGAGGGGCAAGAGUAGUAUGUUAUGUGCUGUAUUUUUACUUUAAAUGUUCAGAAUUUUGGAUCUCAACAGAGUCUAAAAGAUAAACCAUUCAUUAUGUGCUAUGAUCAAAUGUUGGCUGAGUUUCAUGAGCCAUUUAAUGAAAGUGUCUAGAGUAAGAGACCUUUUUAUGAGGUCUCCUAACUACGGUUACUGAAGAGAGGUCUUCCCUGUAUGAAUUAGUCGUUCAUCUGUUUAUAAGAGUAGAGUGAUAAAUCACUGCCAAGGUCAUAAUUCUCUGAAUGUCUAACAUCACUGUGUUAGUGUGCUAUAUUUCUGAUGAGAAUGAAAAUGUAGAGGGAGACUUUUUGGAGGGAAGGGAAGCGAGAGUUUCUGUCGUCUCUUCACAACAUGGCAAAAAAGGAGUGGUGAAUUUUUCAUUUGCAGGUCAACUUUAAAUACAUGUUCCAGCCUCAAGCCUUGUCUGUGCAAUUCAGUUUAUGAGGAUAUCCCUUCAUUUAGGGUAGGUUAGAAGGAUUUAUCAGCAUUUUUGUGUUCGUUUAUGUUCCACAGAUGUCUUUGUAGAUGGCGGAGUUUUUUUUCACUUGAUUAUAAUACUGAGGAUUUUGGCUCUUUUUCUUGAAAGUCUUGGGGUUUUUUACCUGCAUUUAAGUACUUUGUGAUUUUACUCUGUACUGUCUCUUAAUAGUCCAGAAAUACAGUACAGUUAAAAUACUACAUUGUGUCUCAGCUUCAAACUUGGGGUCAUGGAAUAGCUGAUAAAAGCACUGGAGCGUCCAGUAUACACUAAUUGCAGCUGAAUGGCCUUAGUUUAACCAUUAAGAAUUGUCAGACACUUCUGCUGAAGUGUUUAGCGGUUUAUAGACCAUAACUCCAAGCCUCUGUUGAGAAGCAGUUCUCUCUGAUCACUGGUACCUGCUGAUCACCUGUCAGAUGUGCAGUAUUUGGCUUGCAAAUGUGCUGAGUGGGCCUUGAUGUCAGAUCUUUUGUUAGCUCUUCAUCUUGCUUUAUACAUAACAGAUAAAACUGUUUUGCUUGGGCAGUGCUUUUAUACUCUGGUUUUCUUCUGUUUAUCUAAUAAGGAUAAUUACAAAACACUGGAGAGUUUUACACUGUCUUACAUUCAGCCUUUUUGUAAUAGUGUACAUAAAAUUAAUACAUUAUAAAUUGAUCUUAACUUCUGCUUUUAAAACUGUAGAACUUCUUGCUUUUUCUGAAGAUCAUAUUGCUGCUGCAAGGAUGCUUUGCCCUCCUGCCCCUAGUAAAGUAAAUACCUCCUCCCUUUGGUGUCUUUCUGUAACUCAUUGGUAUGUUGUUUUCGGACCCCUACUUUUCCUGGGAUAAAUACCUGAAAGUCUUACUGCAUGUACUGUUAACUCAGCAUAUUCUGCGAGUUGUAUUAAUUAAGGGUUUCCCUCCUAAAUAGUGAAUGUCUCAUUCCAAUAAUAGUGCUGUUUUGUAGCUAAUACUACAUAGACUUGUAGCUUGGACACGUUUUAAGAUUGAACUUUCCUUAGUAGUAAUGUUAUGAUAAUCCCUGAACUGAGUACUGCCACAUAAUGUUCUUACAGUACUCUAAUAAUCUUCAGCAAGCAGGUGAACAAUUUUUCCAUGAUUUUUCACGUAGAUACUUACAUUCCUGCUCCUGUCAUUUCUGUGCUGUAAGAGCUGCGAUGUGGCUAUCUAGUUACUCUUGUGUCUCUUGUGUGUACUCUUCUGUAAACAGGCGGGUAAUUCAGUGCAUAUGUUGUCUGUUGGUCCUUGCCUUCAUUUCUUUGGAUACUGCUUCUUAAUGUUCAGAGAGUUGGAUUUAUGGUGCAUUUUCCCAAAAGGGGGAGAAGUACUUUGAAUGGGAUAAUUGCUCGUAUAAAGACUAAGGCUUGGUUUACAGUACAAAGUUUAAUCAACAUAGUUGUGCCAGCAAAAUCCCUACUGUAACACAGCCAUGCAGACAGUUUUAUCGCUUUAAUCUCUUCUUGGAAAGAGAUUGCAGAAGCUUUUAUGAUUACAGAAAAGCAUCUCUUUUAUACCUGUUGCAGGACUCUGGGGAUAUAAUUACACAGGCAGAAACCUUGUUUUUCAGUUGUUGCCUGAAUUUGCCAUGGCAGAUCUUAACAGUAAAAUGGAAACUUGCAAGUGGAUUUUGAGCAAUCUUUACGUUGUAAUGUAAUGCAAAUAUUGAAUAAUAAAAAAAAAAAGGUUGCAAGAAAAUACUCAGACACAGGUGGGAACAUACAUUUAGCAAGAUAAUUAGAUCUUAUGGCAUCUAGGACUUGUUUGAAAGGUUCUAAAUUAUUUUAUGCAUGGUCUCUCAACAUCAUUAUGAGAUGCUGAUGUCACAUCUGAUUUUUAGAGCAAAAAGUAUGACACUGGCAUGAAAGAACCUUGGAAAAGCCCGGGCUACUUCUUCAGAAGUCUUGAUAUGACUGUUUCAUGCUGCCUUUAGAAUAUCUUUCUGCCUUCGGCAGAGGCUGCUUUAAAUCUUGAAAAUUUAUCCGUCUUACGUAGACUAAAAAAUUUUUCUGGAACUUUUGGAUUUUUUUUUUAUUUAUUCUUCCCCAGAUGAGCUUUUUAGGUGCUGAUAAUAAAUUUGAGGCUGGGAUAUAUAUCUGAUAAUUUCAGUGGAUAACUAUUCCUCACUUUGUGCAUGCAUGGGAGUAUAUAAACAAGCUUCUAGAAACGUGUUCAGCUGCAUCUGCCUUCUAUGGUUUCCGCAAUUAUUUUAGCGUAUGGAGCUCUUCAACAGUAUUUACAUGGAACUAUAUAGCUUAUUUUCUUAAAACUUGGAUAAAUUGAAUGGAAUACACAACCUGCAGUUAUUUUAUAGGAAUCAGAAUUCUGCACACAAGAUAAAAAAAUGAAAUAUCAAGACUACUUCGGUUUUAUAAACGGCAAGAAGGGCAUUAUGACUCUUCAGUUAAAUUGAGACUCUGAUAUACCAGUCCAUGAGCUGGGGCUACAAUUUAAAAUGGUAACUAAUGACACUUAAAAAUAACAGUAAAUGUCUUAAUAAUUGUACUGGUCUAGCUUCUACGUAAAUACUAAGGUGAGGGUGAAUAUUUUUCAGUGGCUGAUGGAAUCUUUAACCGUACUUUUUGUGAACUAGUACAGUAAAUACUAUCAGUUAUGGGAAAAAUGCCCCAAGACAACUGUUCCAUUGAUCAAGAUACAAAGCAAAACAAACUGUCCAAUUCAGAAAUACCUACCAACUGUAAAAAGUUUUGUUUGGGCCUAGCGAAAUAGGUGCUAUAGCAGUCUUUUUCUUUUGUUUGCUUGAUCACUGGAAUUUUGUUAACUUUGAAUGCAUGUCUUUCACUUAAUUGGGUCAUGUUUUUUCUAAAAUUUAAAUUUUUCU